Paracoccidioides brasiliensis Pb18 is the source of this 2907-nucleotide messenger RNA. RefSeq lists its product as uncharacterized. Gene Ontology annotation, biological process: protein dephosphorylation. Gene Ontology annotation, molecular function: protein tyrosine phosphatase activity. The record is from RefSeq and is a predicted model, not a curated record. The transcript has 2 exons. The coding region runs from base 1 to 2907 and encodes 968 amino acids.
AUGUCAGCGACCACCGCUACCUUACCCUCUCCUCAGGCCUGGAGUCCCGGUGUUGGUCCCAACGUUUCCACCACACCGAUGGGACUGCCACAAAGAACCCCUUCAUCUGUUGGCCAAAUGACCGCCCCGAUAUUGGGAAAACCGGGCACUGCUGCUCUCUCACCACGACUCCUGCGCGACUCGUGUAACAGCUAUUUCGGCAUCGUCGAUUUCUCCACUGCUAACCCAGCGAAUUCAUCCUCCAUGCAUACACGCAAGGCUUGGAAUUUACCUGCAGGCUCGUCCCCCGUGAAGCUUAACUGCAACACAAACAACAAUAAUAACAAUAAUAGCAAUAAUAGCAAUCACUGCAAUCGCCACUCCUCUGAACACACCUUUGAAUUCGAAGCGUUGAGGAAGCAAGCUGAAUCAGCUGGGUUUAUCGCCGGUCACCGAAUCUCAUCUAGCUUCGAGAAGCAGACACAGGCUCAACGGGACCGGGGAAGAAAUGCUGAAGAGAAACGUGUGAGACAAUCGCCUAUUUCUCCACACACUACCGAUGCCUCGUGGACCCGGCCUCGGUAUGAUGAUAUGAUGACGAGCUAUAUGAGCAUUGAUCCACGUCCUAAUACUCAUACUGCAGAGGUUAAGUCGGCGACUGCUUUUGUCAAGCCGAUCUAUGACAAUAUACCAACAGGACCAAACUCAGCCGCAAACAUCACAUGUCCAGUUACCCCGGUUAGUUCAGAAGGUGGUGCGCAGCCCAUGCGCCUCACACUUCCCCAAUCCGCGCAGAAUUCUUUCGCUAUGCAUAGAUCGCGCCCUCUCCAACGUUCAGAAACUUCUCCUGCCAGCGUUGACCAAGGCAAUGUUAUCUUCAUCUCCCCGAGUAUGUGUGCGGAGCUCUUAAAGUCGUCUCCAGGCAAUACUCUUUUCCUAGAUGUACGACCGUAUCCCCAAUUUACUGAAGCAAGAAUAAAAGGGGCCUUGAAUCUAUGCAUACCCACGACGCUCUUGAAACGCCCCUCUUUCAACCUGCAAAAGCUCCAGGACACCUUCGCGGGCGAAGAGAAGGAAGGUUUCGCACGCUGGCAGAUAAGCACGCGCAUCGUCGUCUACGAUGAAUCAACGACACACAUGAAGGAUGCAUCAACGUUAAUCAAUGUGCUGAAAAAAUUCACGAGCGAAGGCUGGAAGGGCGAACCAUCUAUCCUACGUGGUGGCUUUGCGAAAUUCUCCGCUGAGUUCCCGGAAGCCGUGGAAUCUGCAUCGCAAAUAAAUGGUGGCCACCAACAACCGCCCUCUACCGCCCUUACACUCCAACGCUCCAUCAGCCUCGCCCUUCCCCGCAACUUAUACAUGUCCAUAGCAGGAGGCUGCUCAAUUCCCAAAACCACUUCAACCACCCACCCCUUUUUCUCCAAUAUUCGUCAGAACACGGACCUAAUCGAUGGCGUUGGCCAGAUCCCGAUCAAAGUGCCCCCACAGCUCCAGCCACAACUACAACCAAAAUCUAGUAACAGAAAAGCAGACCACCUAAAUCUCCUCCCGCAAUGGCUCAACCGUGCCUCUGACAUUGAAGAUAAGGGUAAACUGGUCUCACAGAGGUUCCUACAGAUUGAGCAAGCGGAGCAGAAACGGAUGCAAGAGGCGCUGACGGGGUCUGUGGAGUAUGGUGAGGCUAAUACGAGUAAUUCGGCAAAGAAACCCUUCCGUAUUGCGGGAAUAGAACAGGGAUCUAAGAACCGAUAUAAUAAUAUAUAUCCCUAUGACCAUUCGCGGGUGCGGUUGCAGGGUGUCCCUAAUGGGAUGUGCGAUUAUUUCAAUGCGAGCUUUGUACAGUCUUCGCGAUCGCAGAAGAGGUAUAUUGCAACGCAGGCGCCAAUUCCGGGAACUUUUAAUGACUUCUGGCGCGUCGUCUGGGAACAAGACAUCCGUGUCAUCGUCAUGUUAACCGCGGAAUCCGAGGGGCCGCAGGUGAAAUGCCACCCGUACUGGAAAGCAGGAGACUACGGACCUUUACAGGUUAAAGCAUGCACGGAAAAGCGUAUACCACUCACUAUCUCUCCGCAAUCCAAACAACAACAUCAACGUUCUCCAAGCGCCCAACUCACUACCAACAACAUCAACACGACCAAUUCCGACAGCGUAACCCCCUUCGUAACAAUCCGGCAUCUGACACUUGCCCACACUUCCUUCCCCUUCCAGCCCAUCCGCGAAAUAACCCAGUUACAAUACGCGCAUUGGCCUGAUUUCGGCACCCCCGCUGAACCGGCUCAUCUCGUCAGGUUAAUUGAGGAGGUGAAUCGGGUUGCUGAGGCGACAAAUGGUGAUGUCGGGAAUGAGAUGAUGACGUUGGCUCCGGAGCCGGAAAAGCAGCGGCGGAUAUUGGUCCAUUGCAGUGCUGGGUGUGGGCGAACGGGCACGUUCUGUACCGUUGAUAGCGUGGUAGAUAUGUUGAAGAGGCAGAGAAUGGCAGCAUUGGCGUCAAAGACAUCGUCAACGUCAGCGUCAGUGAUGACUUCGCCUACGGCUAUGGAGACGUCGUCGGCGAUGUCGACUAAUAUGGUCGAAGGUGAGAUUGAGGAUGGAGAGGAGAGAGGGGGGGGAAACGAUGACUGGCUCUGCCGCGAUGACAUAGACCUCAUCGCCGCAACUGUGGAGGAUUUUCGCCUCCAGAGACUGAGCAUGGUGCAGAGUCUCAAGCAGUUCGUGCUUUGUUAUGAGAGUGUUUUGGCGUGGAUUGCGCUGCAUGAGGUGGAGCUUGUGAAUGGAUGUGUCGAUGAUGAACAUCAGUUAUGUCCUGGUAUAGAUCGGACGAUGACUGCUCCGCUGUUGGCGCCUUUGACGGCUCCAUCGAUGACACCUCUGGCUCGGAAGGGCCUGGGCGGGGAGGAGGAGGGAUCUUCGAGGAGUUACGAUGAGUGA